CUAGCAGGCGCAUGAAAAAGGCUCGCAGACGGAACUACAAUCUGGGGAAGUACCGCGGAGUGAGGAAGCGAGGGGAGUUCCGGUAUGUUGCAGAGAUCAAGGACACGAAUGGUGGGAUCCGGAAGUGGCUGGGGACGUUUCCCACCGCAGAGGAGGCUGCUCUGGCAUUCGACCAAGCGGCUGUGGAGAUCCGAGGAGCAAAGGCCAAGCUUAACUUUCCAGAGAAGUUUGCUCAGGGCGAGGGAGGAGAUGUCAUCAGGAGGGUUAAGUUCCAUAUAUCCACCUUCCCUGAGGAGAGGAAAGCCUCCCAAGUACCCCUCCGAGAGAGAGAGAGAGAGAGAGAGAGAGAGAGAGAGAGAGAGAGAGAGAGAGAGAGAGAGAGAGAGAGAGAGAGAGAGAGAGAGAGAGAGAGAGAGAGAGAGAGAGAGAGAGAGAGAGAGGAUCGACAGGGUAAUCCCAGUGCCACGACAAGGAAUUGCAUUACAACUUCAGCCCACAUCCCGAAGAAAAUAUGCUAGAUUUGAGGUUGAUAGUGUUUGGAGAUUA
This is a messenger RNA of Closterium sp. NIES-67, 546 nucleotides long. The record is from the annotation of a GenBank genome assembly. Lineage: Eukaryota; Viridiplantae; Streptophyta; Zygnematophyceae; Desmidiales; Closteriaceae.